Gymnodraco acuticeps is the source of this 4744-nucleotide messenger RNA. Its product is annotated as mucin-2-like. Gene Ontology annotation, biological process: lipid catabolic process; arachidonate secretion; phospholipid metabolic process. The transcript is spliced from 21 exons. Bases 232 to 4524 code for a protein of 1430 amino acids. NCBI's taxonomy places the organism in Eukaryota, Metazoa, Chordata, Actinopteri, Perciformes, Bathydraconidae. Gene Ontology annotation, molecular function: phospholipid binding; calcium ion binding. The record is from RefSeq and is a predicted model, not a curated record. Gene Ontology annotation, cellular component: extracellular matrix.
UCCGGACCCUGCCUCUGUUAAAGCUUCAAAUACCUGCACAGGAACCCACAGCAUGAUAAUCUGCUGCUCAGGUGUCACUAAGAGUCCCAGCAAGGCUUUAAAGGCACCAAUAGGUCUUCCUCCCUCUCUGUUGGCUGCUCAUGCCUUACAAUGACUCAGCGUUUAAACCUCUUUAUUCCAUGAAGUGACCACAACUUCCGCAGCCAUCACCCAAACCAGAAGAUACAAGUCAUGUUUCUGAUAUGGAUUUUCAUGCUAUCUGCUCUUCCAAACGCGCUGUGUGCCUCCAUCUUCUGCCCGGACCCCGAGGCAAGAGACCCAAACACAGAUCACAUGACCGAUUGUCUCGGCCUUCGCUUCACCUGGCUUCACUCGGUCUUCGAUAACUUCCCCUCUCUGCUGAGUUUCUCUCUGAAGCUCCGCUGUGCAACGGGGAUGUGUCCUCGAGACCUGGAGGAUUACGGCUGCUCCUGCAGAUACGAUUCCUCCGGAAACCCUGUGGACCCUCUGGACAGCUGCUGUGAGACUCACAGAGUGUGUUAUCAGAGCGCUGCCCCCUGCAGGCAGGCGCUGAUCCCCCUCCCCAACAACUCCACCUGCUCAGCAGCAAACUCCAGCUGUGAUGCUGGUGACCGGUGCCAGCAGAGGUUUUGUGAAUGUGACCAGGCGGCCAUCGACUGCAUGACUCGGAGCGAAUACAACUCGUCUCUGAAAAACCUCCACGCGUCUUUCUGCACCGCGGAGAAUCAAACCGUUUCAGAUUCUGUCAGCAUUAGCCUGGAGUCUGGAUCUUUGUUAAGAGGAGCAGACGAUCUUUCUGCAGUGAACGACUCUCUGAGCUUCUUCCUCUCCAACUCUUCCUUCCUGUCUGCAGACAUGGACCCUCUGAUGACCCUCAAUAGCAGCGACUCCUGGGGGGGGGUCGGAAACCUCAGCACCCCCCCGCCCAGCAGCCAAUCCCUGCUGAGAACUGCAGAGGAGUUUCAGGAAGGUGAAGACGUUGCAGAGGAAGUAGAAGAAGAAGAAACAGUGCACACAAGUUUCAUCUCGAGAGAUUCAGCUCUGGUCGGUCUCGGAUCAGAAUCAGAGCCAAUCAAAACAUCACAACUGAGCUUUGAAGACAAAAACACAGAAACACCUUCAACAUCCUCCCUUCAAACUACAACUACAACUCCUCUGAGGACUACAACUCCUCUGAGGACUACAACUCCUCUGAAGACUACAACUCCUCUGAGGACUACAACUCCUCUGAAGACUACAACUCCUCUGAAGACUACAACUCCUCUGAAGACUACAACUCCUCUGAGGACUACAACUCCUCUGAGGACUACAACUCCUCUGAAGACUACAACUCCUCUGAAGACUACAACUCCUCUGAAGACUACAACUCCUCUGAAGACUACAACUCCUCUGAGGACUACAACUCCUCUGAGGACUACAACUCCUCUGAAGACUACAACUCCUCUGAAGACUACAACUCCUCUGAGGACUACAACUCCUCUGAGGACUACAACUCCUCUGAAGACUACAACUCCUCUGAAGACUACAACUCCUCUGAGGACUACAACUCCUCUGAGGACUACAACUCCUCUGAAGACUACAACUCCUCUGAAGACUACAACUCCUCUGAAGACUACAACUCCUCUGAGGACUACAACUCCUCUGAGGACUACAACUCCUCUUAAGACUACAACUCCUCUGAGGACUACAACUCCUCUGAAGACUACAACUCCUCUGAGGACUACAACUCCUCUGAAGACUACAACUCCUCUGAGGACUACAACUCCUCUGAGGACUACAACUCCUCUGAGGACUACAACUCCUCUGAAGACUACAACUCCUCUGAGGACUACAACUCCUCUGAAGACUACAACUCCUCUGAAGACUACAACUCCUCUGAAGACUACAACUCCUCUGAGGACUACAACUCCUCUGAGGACUACAACUCCUCUGAGGACUACAACUCCUCUGAGGACUACAACUCCCAGAGAGCCGACACCAACCAACCUGAAGGAGUCAUCUGAGGAAGCUGAUAAAGAAAUAAGAGAUUCGUUCAUCGUCACAACGUCACUGACAGCAAAAGCACCAAUCAGACCGUCUGAGAGGAGAAGGUCAUCUGAAGAAGAGGAAGAGGAGGAAGACGAUGAUGAAGAGGAGGAGGGAGCUUCAGAUGAGCAAGUUAAAGACAUCCUCACUACUGUGUUUACUGCAACAACAACCACGGCCAAAACAACAACGGCUAAAACCACAACAACAACAACACCGACUGUAUCCCCAGAUGCAUCCAACGAGGUGUUAGGAAGUUCAACAACAUCUGAAAAGACAACACCAGCCUCUCCAACAGGUGGAGGAGAAUCAACAACAACAACAACAACUCCUCCUGCUUCAGAGGAGAGACGAGAGGAAACAGGUUUUCACACAACUCAAGGACAGGAGAAGAUAUCCAGUGUCAAAACCACCGUCGCCUCGCCUCCAAAUUCAGGAGAGGAAGUGGUUCCCCCCAUCGCUCCCCCCCCGGGAAGAGCUCAGGUGAGUCACAAAACGACACCUUCAGUGGGAGUUGUGUCUCAAACCACCACAUUGACCUCCAUCGGACCUCCUUCAUCUCAGACCUCCUCCACCAGACCUCCUUCAUCUCAGACCUCCUCCACCAGACCUCCUUCAUCUCAGACCUCCUCCACCAGACCUCCUUCAUCUCAGACCUCCUCCACCAGACCUCCAUCAUCUGAGACCUCCUCCACCAGACCUCCUUCAUCUCAGACCUCCUCCACCAGACCUCCAUCAUUUCACACCUCCUCCACCAGACCUCCUUCAUCUCACACCUCCUCCACCAGACCUCCUUCAUCUCAGACCUCCUCCAUCAGACCUCCUUCAUCUCACACCUCCUCCACCAGACCUCCAUCAUCACAGACCUCCUCCACCAUACCUCCUUCAUCUCACACCUCCUCCACCAGACCUCCUUCAUCUCACACCUCCUCCACCAGACCUCCUUCAUCUCAGACCUCCUCCAUCAGACCUCCUUCAUCUCACACCUCCUCCACCAGACCUCCUUCAUCUCACACCUCCUCCACCAGACCUCCUUCAUCUCAGACCUCCUCCACCAGACCUCCAUCAUCUGAGACCUCCUCCACCAGACCUCCUUCAUCUCAGACCUCCUCCACCAGACCUCCAUCAUCUCACACCUCCUCCACCAGACCUCCUUCAUCUCAGACCUCCUCCAUCAGACCUCCUUCAUCUCACACCUCCUCCACCAGACCUCCAUCAUCACAGACCUCCUCCACCAGACCUCCUUCAUCUCACACCUCCUCCAUCAGACCUCCAUCAUCUCACACCUCCUCCACCAGACCUCCUUCAUCUCAGACCUCCUCCAUCAGACCUCCUUCAUCUCACACCUCCUCCACCAGACCUCCAUCAUCACAGACCUCCUCCACCAUACCUCCUUCAUCUCACACCUCCUCCAUCAGACCUCCAUCAUCUCACACCUCCUCCAUCAGGACCACCACUGAGGCUGAAUCUGAGGAGCAGCCAGAGAAGAAAGAGGAAGCUCCAUGUGAGGAAGAGGAGAAAUCAGACAGCUCUCCGGAGAGAGAUAUGGAUGACUUGGAGGUGAGGAAGAGGACGAUGCCAUUCUUCGCCUGGUCUCUGCUGGAGUCCAUCGGUCUGACUGACGUCCCGCUGCAGCCGGACAGCAAAGAGUGCAGCCACUCCUUCACGCUGUACGGCAGCGGGGGGGCGGCCAAUCGGGACCUUCCUGCUCUGGGGGAAAUGCUUCACUGUCUGACCGGACGAUGCCCCCACGAGUACGAGAUGUACGGCUGCUACUGUGGACAGGAAGGAAGGGGGGGGCAGCCUCAGGACCAGCUGGACAGGUGCUGCUUCUUCCAUCACUGCUGUCUGAAGCAGAUCAGCUCGGUGGGCUGCAGUCCGGAGAGGAAGCUCAGCGCUCAGGUUUCCUGUGAGGGGGGGAAGCCUCGCUGUCAGGGCGUGAGUGUGUGUGAUAAACUGCAGUGUGUGUGUGAUAAAACCACAGCGGAGUGUAUGGCGUUCGCUCACUUUAACCACAGCCUCCCCGCGGCUCAGUGCCGAGGACCCGAGCCCCCCUGCCGGCGGCCCACGCGGCCCCCCAACCCACGGCUUUCAUCUCAGUCCAGCGAGGAGAGCGAGGAGAGUGAGGAGAGCCAGGGAGGAAACUCUGAUGACGUCAUCAGGGAGAAACCUGAAGGAGGUCGGGAGACAUCUACGGAUAAAAACACGACUCCUCCACCUCCAAGAGGCCAGCACAGCGAUGAAAACUGGAACAUGAAGCAAGAAGAGAAGCCGAAGAAUCCUCCUCAUCUUCCUCAUUUUUUUUCUUUCACUACUCUUCCUCCAUCCAGUGGAGAGAGCAAAGCACCGCCGUCACACAACCACCGGCCAAUCACAGGACAGAACAGCAACCAACAGCCAAUCACAGCGCAGCGACCGGCGUGGAAACCAGCGGGGAAAGAGGAAGAGGAGGAGGGAGGAGAAGAAGAUGAAGGAUAGGAAGAGGAAGAGGAGGAGGGGGGAGGAGAAGAAGAGGAAGAGGGAAUCUAGAAGUGUUUCUCUCUUCUAACGGCAGCUUUGGGAAUAAUUAUGAUUAUGUUUUUCAGAGGGUUUUGUUGACGAUUACAAGUUGUACAUUUCAGAAAAAUAUGUUCAAAUCAAAUGUUUACUUUGAUUUUCAGGUUUUCUUCACAUGAUUUUAAUAAAAAAAUGAACUAAA